ACUUUCCCGAGAGGAGCGCGGGCGCCAGUUGCCUCCUUUUAAAGUUUGAGGGGCGGUGGUGGCGGCGGCCGGCAGGCGCGGGGGAACACAGGGGCCGCUACGGGAGCCGCGCCGCCGCCCAUGUCAUUCCACUUCAAGUGACUUCAUGUGAUGUCAGCUGAAUGUAAAAGACAGUGAUCUCACGCGGAGGGGAAGAUGUUUGCCAUCAAAAUGUGACAGAAGAGACACGCUGCAUGGCUCGGAACGCAUCUCCUUGGUGGUGGGGGAAAGAGACUUAGAGGAGAGAGGCUGCGCCCUGGCCCAGCCUGGCUCGGCUCAGCUCCGCGCGCCAUGGCAAGCUCGGCUUCCCUGGAGACCAUGGUGCCCCCGGCCUGCCCGCGCGCCGGAGCGUCGCCGGCCACUUCCAAGACACUGGCCUUUUCCAUCGAGCGCAUCAUGGCCAAGACGUCGGAGCCCCGUGCGCCCUUUGAGCCCCGGCCUGGAGCGCUAGAGGCGGACGGCAGCCAGGGCAAGAAACUGCUCAACCUCUGCUCGCCGCUGCCCUGUAUGAUCCCCCUCCAGCCCCUAGGCUACGAGGUGCCGUCAAAGACACUGCUCAGUUACUCGGAGCUCUGGAAAAGCAGCCUCCGGGCGGGCGGCGGCGGAGGCGGCGGCGGCGGUGGCGGCGGCGGCGGGGGGGCCCCAGUGUGCGGCGCCAGCGGCUUGUGCAAAACCAACUGUGGCGUGUGCUGCAAGGCCGAGCUGGGCCUGGCGCCGUCCGCGCUGCCCGCGGGCAGGGUCAUCAAGCCGCAGGUCAUCAACCAGGCUGUGGGGCUGCCGGCCAGCGGCUCGCUCUACUACUUCAACUACCUGGACUCGACCGCGUACCCGCCGUCUGAGCUCCUCAGCGGCCACCUCUUCCCGUCUGGCCUCCUCAAUGCGCAGGCCCCCGCCGCCCUGGCUGCUCACCCCAAGCUCUUUCUGCUGGAGAACGCCAAGCUGGCCGGCCUGGCUGCGGACAAGUUCCCCCAUCCGGCUCCCUAUCCCCAUAAGGAGCGCUUGCCGGCGCCGCUGGAGCAGGUACUGAAGGAAAACUCGGCCCUGACUGCCGAGCGCGGAGGCGUCAAGGGCCACAGCAAGCUGCCAGGAGGCUCCGCAGAUGGCAAGCCCAAAAACUUCACCUGCGAGGUGUGCGGCAAGGUGUUUAACGCUCACUAUAAUCUCACCCGCCACAUGCCGGUCCACACCGGAGCCAGACCGUUCGUGUGCAAAGUCUGCGGCAAAGGCUUUCGCCAGGCCAGCACGCUCUGCAGGCACAAAAUUAUCCACACCCAGGAAAAGCCACAUAAAUGCAACCAGUGCGGCAAAGCGUUCAACCGCAGCUCCACGCUCAACACGCAUAUCCGCAUCCACGCGGGCUACAAGCCCUUCGUCUGCGAAUUUUGCGGCAAAGGCUUUCACCAAAAAGGGAACUACAAGAACCACAAGCUGACCCACAGCGGCGAGAAGCAGUACAAAUGUACCAUCUGCAACAAGGCCUUCCACCAGGUCUACAACCUAACCUUCCAUAUGCACACCCACAACGACAAGAAGCCUUUCACGUGCGCCACUUGCGGCAAAGGGUUUUGCAGAAACUUUGACUUAAAGAAACAUGUGCGCAAACUCCACGACAGCGUGGGCCCUGCUGCCCCCUCCGCAAAGGACCUGACUAGGACAGUGCAGAGCUGAGAGCUACUGCCUUGCCCUUCCUUCCCUCCCUGUACCACCUGAAAACAGAUCACACAUAUAAACUUAUUUCUAAAAUUAAAAGAAAAAAAAAACUAUAGCAGAGAGGCUAAAAUCUAUUUAUCGAAACCAGCAUAUUUUUGGAAAGCUAAAUGUUUCCUCGAUGACUGGCAGCAAACUCGUGGCCCCCACCUUUGUAUAUUCAGGAAACUUAUUUAAAUCCAGUGCGCCGAAACGUAUUUAAUUCCAGGCCUCCGCUUCUCCUGGGGCAGCCAAUUUUAACCCCAGCCUGUCACCGUGAGCGCCCCAGAAGAGCGCGGCGCCCCUAGCCAUCUUUAUACAGCCAUGUAAAUCCUCCUGUACAAGCGAACACGGAAUAUAUACAUAUAUAACUCAAUAAACAGAAUCAUUAGU
Messenger RNA from Pan troglodytes (chimpanzee), 2118 nucleotides. It is a transcript of the gene FEZF2, whose product is annotated as FEZ family zinc finger 2. Gene Ontology annotation, molecular function: DNA-binding transcription factor activity, RNA polymerase II-specific. The transcript is spliced from 5 exons. Lineage: Eukaryota; Metazoa; Chordata; Mammalia; Primates; Hominidae. The record is from RefSeq and is a predicted model, not a curated record. The coding region runs from base 331 to 1707 and encodes 458 amino acids. Gene Ontology annotation, biological process: regulation of transcription by RNA polymerase II. Gene Ontology annotation, cellular component: nucleus.